AUGUCUCUCAAAGUUGCCAUUGUCGGCGCAGGGCUCAUUGGUCCCCGCCAUGCCCAGUCCGUGAUCUCCAAUCCAUCCGCAGAGCUGGUAGGACUCGUGGACCCAGUACCAACAGGCGAAGCCACAGCCGUCAAGCUCAAUACCAGCUACUUCCCAUCCGUGGCAGCUUUACUAGCCUCGUCAAACAAACCCGACGCAGCAAUCGUGUGCACACCAAACCACACGCACGUCCCUGUCGCCAAGGAGCUCCUAGCUGGAGGAGUCCACGUUCUCCUCGAGAAGCCAGUUAGCGAUACCCUUGAAACAGGCCUCUCGCUAUUGGAAUUCUCCAAAGCCCCAGAACAAGCCCACCUCAAGCUACUAAUCGGCCACCAUCGCCGCUUCAACCCCUACGUCCGGGCGACCAAGUCCGUUCUAGACUCGGGAUCCCUGGGCCGUCCGAUUGCUGUCAAUGGCCUCUGGACCCUAUGCAAGCCAGAUACAUACUUUGCGCCACCCGGCGAUUGGCGCGCAUCUCGGGCCCGCGGUGGCGGCGUUAUACCGAUCAACCUUGUCCACGAUAUUGACCUGAUGCACCAUCUCUUCGGCCCGAUUGUGCGGGUGCAGGCCGAGCGCACACUCCCCCAACGUCCGAGCCCUCCUCAUGAUGCCGAUGAAGGCGCCGCUCUUACUCUGAGAUUUGCCGCUGGCGUCGUCGGUACUUUCCUCGUCUGCGAUGCCACACCGUCGCCUCAUAAUUUCGAGGCUGGAACGGGCGAAAAUCCUAUAAUUCCCCGCUCGCCGACUGGGGAUGGAUCGGACUUUUAUCGUAUUUUCGGCUCCGAAGCUUCGCUCAGUGUCCCGGAUUUGACUCGCUGGAGUUAUGAUGGACGCCCGGAGAAGAGCUGGUCGCAUCCCCUGACUGUGCAUAAAGUUGAACUACCUGACGAGUCUGCUCCUUUUGAUCUGCAGCUAGCUCACUUCGUUGAUGUUAUUCGUGGAAACGCGACGCCCAGCUGCUCUGGUGAAGAGGGUCUGCGUGCCCUUGUUGUCUGUGAGGCUGUUCAGAAGGCUAUGCAGACUGGUCAGCCUGUGGAUAUUGAUGUGGAUCUGUUGAACCUAUAG
Messenger RNA from Penicillium cinerascens, 1104 nucleotides. Its product is annotated as Gfo/Idh/MocA family protein. Gene Ontology annotation, molecular function: nucleotide binding. Bases 1 to 1104 code for a protein of 367 amino acids. The transcript has a single exon. The record is from RefSeq and is a predicted model, not a curated record. NCBI's taxonomy places the organism in Eukaryota, Fungi, Ascomycota, Eurotiomycetes, Eurotiales, Aspergillaceae.